AUGUCUGCCCUUAACAAGAUCGUGGCCACCAGCCCUGCGCACGCAAACCCAUCUGAGCUUGAGACCAGCAUCGCUGGUGCUCUUUAUGACCUCGAGUCCAACACCCCGGAUUUGAAGGCAGCUUUGAGACCUCUUCAAUUCUCUUCCGCCAAGGAGAUUGAAGUUGGCCACGGCAAGAAGGCUAUUGCCAUCUUUGUCCCCGUUCCUUCCCUUCAAGCUUUCCACAAGGUUCAACAACGUCUUACUCGUGAACUCGAGAAGAAGUUCUCUGACCGUCACGUCUUGAUCCUCGCUAGUCGUCGUAUCCUUCCCCGCCCAAAGAGAUCCAACCGUUCCCGAACAUCCCUCACUCAAAAGCGUCCUCGUUCAAGAACUUUGACUGCUGUCCACGAUGCUAUCCUCACCGAUAUCGUCUUCCCAGUUGAGAUUGUCGGAAAGCGUCUCCGUACCAAGGAGGAUGGAAGCAAGGUCUUGAAGGUCAUUCUCGAUGAGAAGGAGAAGGGAGGUGUUGAUCACAGACUUGAUACCUACUCUGAUGUUUACAAGAAGUUGACUGGUCGUGGUGUCGUCUUCGAGUUCCCACAAGGAAGCUCUGCUGAGUACUAG
Molecule: messenger RNA, 606 nt
Organism: Sclerotinia borealis F-4128
Lineage: Eukaryota; Fungi; Ascomycota; Leotiomycetes; Helotiales; Sclerotiniaceae
Source: the annotation of a GenBank genome assembly